CCUCGUUUAACUUCCGUCAAGGUACGGUUAAGAAAAAAGCGGUAUGUAAUUCCAUCAGAAAUCGGAAACAAACGUAUUUAUGUGCACAUUGUUUCAUUGUCGGUUCAGUCAUUGUUCCAGUCCAUUUUCACGAAUGCCGGCACCCUGACGAGAUCUACUUAAGCAUCAUAAUGACAGUCCAGGGAAAGUGUAACAUGGCACUGGCGUUUACCAGUUUGACGUUGAUGGUAAGCACGGCCUCAUCUCUCCAUAGUCACGAGCAAAUGCCAGCAAAACGACUACAUUACGAUUUGUUUGAGAAGAGGAGCUACGAGAAGCUGAUCCGACCUGCUGGUAAGAACGAAAUGGAGCCCCUGGUGGUAGAGCUGAGCAUGCGGCUUGCUCAACUGUUGAAAAUUGAUGAAAAAAAUCAAAUCAUGACUACAAGCAUCUGGCUUAGACAUGUAUGGGUAGACAGACGGUUGACGUGGGACCCGGUGGAAUAUGAUGGUGUGAAAUUACUAAAAAUUCCUUCAGAGGAUCUCUGGAGACCGGAUAUUGUUCUGUACAAUAACGCAGAUGGUGAUUUCGCCAUAACACUGCUGACCAAAGCUACGGUACAUUUUGACGGAAGGAUUGUCUGGGAACCGCCAGCCAUCAUCAAGAGUUAUUGCCCUAUUGAUGUGGAAUUCUUUCCCUUUGACAUACAGGAGUGCUUUAUAAGAUUUGGGAUGUGGUCAUACGACGGACGCCACGUUAAUCUUCAUCACAAGUGCACCAGACAAAUGAAAGUGCCGGACCACAACGAAAGCCUCGUCAUCAGUAAUGGAUCGAUCAGUUUGGAUGGAUUUUACCCCAACGUCCAGUGGGACGUAAUCAACGUCACUGCCAGACUAAGACGCAAAAAAUACCUGUGUUGCGAGUACUUAUUCCCUGAUAUUCUGUUCAACGUCACUUUGCGUCGGCGGACAUUGUUCUACAGCGUCAACCUCAUCGUUCCAUGUAUGGCGAUAUCCUGCCUUUGUGUUUUAGUGUUUUACCUUCCGUCCGACAGUUGUGAGAAAAUCACGCUGUCUAUAUCCAUCUUACUGGCGCUCACUGUGUUCUUUCUGUUGUUAUCAGACCUGAUUCCACCAACGUCGUUGGUUGUGCCGUUAAUAGGGAAAUACCUUCUCUUCACAAGCGUUGUGGUGACGUUGUCGAUUUUGUUGACGGUAUUUGUGUUAAGCAUUCACCAUCGAACUCCAUCCACACAUGUUAUGUCACCUUGGGUGAAACGGGUGUUUACGGAAAUUCUUCCAAAAGUUCUGUUGAUGCGUCGGCCAGAUAUGCCACGUCAGUCGACCGUCAUCCAACGGGAAGAGUCUCCGAUACCGGAAAUACGUAACGCAAGUUUGGAUCGGAAUCGAGUUCGACAUCGGGAAGCCGAAGCGGACUCGGAGGAUGACGGAGACGAGGCGGGAACUUACACCCGUCUCGCCAAGCCGUACAGUGAGGAAGUGAACGAAGCGCUGGAUGGUGUAGUCUUCAUAUACAGCCGCAUGAAACAGGACGACGAAGAUGAAGAGGAAAAACGAGACUGGAAGUACGUUGCCAUGGUGAUGGAUAGACUAUUUUUGUACAUAUUCACGCUGGCGUGUUUCCUGGGAGCUACCUGUAUAUUUGUAACACCGCCAUCUUUAUAUGACCCCCGGGAACCACUGGGUGGGGAUGAUCAGACUAACGCCUGUGUUACAACGUUAAUCAGUAACUGAUAGUUGUAGGUAGCUGAAAAACAAAGAAAUAGGGGUUUUCAUGACGUUGUCAUUGACUGUACUUGAGUUAUGUCUCCCACAUCCUGUGUUGCUGUGGGGAGACACUGUCUGCUUGCGCUUUUGUUCGUUUGGCUGUUCGUUUUAGCGAUUCUCAUCGACCAAUGUUUGCCUGCAAGAUAUCCCGGGAGAUGCCUGACUGUUUAAUCAAAUUUGGCUUCAGGUUUUCUUAUGAUUAUCAUUUUGGUUUUUGUCGGUUUGACGACUGGGCCACGUUUUAGCCAGAGGUUGAGUUUCAAUUUCUAACGGUUUUAUUGCUAAUGGUAGAAAGUGUACCUAUAUCAUGUGACCUGUCAGAAAUGUUCAGCAACUAGUUUUGAUCAUAUUUACUAAUAUGGGCGUCUGAAAGCAGCUUCACAAAUGUACAUUUAAUUUAGAGUAGACGAACGAAGAAGAAAAUUGAGGAGUUCCUCAUGGAAAAAGGUAUCAUUUGUACCUUCGAAACACAGUGAAACAGGGGAUCGGUAAAUUAGUACAUGUAUCAACAAAGGUUGCCUAACAUUUUCCACAAGUUACAUAAUACAGCAGAACUGUUCUCACCUUUGACGACAAAAGGGUUCGAAUUUGAAACCUACAUGAUUGUCUGUGAGAUAUCGCCUGAACUACUUGGCAGGAUUUAAUCAAAUAUCGUUUCUAAUGUUAUAACGUCUGUCCGGGGUGCGGUCGGGAUAAGAUCAAAUGAAAUUGCAUGUCUUCAAGAAACUCAAGCUCAGGUGAUAUGUAUGGAGGUAGCUGAUAAAGAUCGGGGAAAAUUGAAAAGGCUAUUCGAAAAUGACUGGAAAAUGGAUAUGGAUGAUUCUCAACGAAGUUGUAUUUUUUGUCUUUAAUGCAAAAGAAAUGCAUGGAGCAGAAUAACUAUAGGCUAUUGUUUCGUUCAUUAAAACAUAAGAAAUGUGAAAAGAAGAAGUAUAUAAAGAUAUAUAGAAAUUCUCGGAUGCGGUCGACAUGCAUGCUCUCGACUAGAGUAUAAUAAUAUUUCACAAGAUUCAGUUAUUUUGAAUUGUGGAAGCCGGUACGACACAUGGCCAUGUGUAAAUGCGGCCUUAAGCUGUUGUGUUCCUGGAGCGGGUCCAGCAGUUUUCCAAAUUCCGUUUUUAAAAAUUUCUAAAUCUGACACCUGUUUUUUGCAAAAUUUAAUAAACUUCAAACUUGUGUUUGGGAUUUGUUUCAAAAAGAAAUCGUACUCUAAAGGUUUUUUUCGCUCUCGUACGACGAAAAUGUGUUCUUCUGUCCAGUUUUAGUCAGCUUUGAUUGUAGAUAAUUUCGCCAAACACAGACAUUUGUGCGGAAAAGAUGAUAUUUCAUCAAACUGGACAAGUCCAUUGUAAGUGUAUGUCAAAUUGUAUAUUUAAAAAAGGCCAAAAACUACAUAAAGGUUUUUGUAAUAUGUCAGAUAUGUAUUUUAGUGUCUUUAUGCUAUGUAUGAAAAAGUUUGUCGAAACUGCUGUACGCUAUUAUAGGCACAUAUUUAUUAUUUUGUUAAUUUUCUUAAUUGUGUUAUAAUUAUAAAUAUAUAACGAUA
Molecule: messenger RNA, 3312 nt
Organism: Liolophura sinensis
Lineage: Eukaryota; Metazoa; Mollusca; Polyplacophora; Chitonida; Chitonidae
Product: acetylcholine receptor subunit alpha-like 1
Exons: 5
Coding region: 171-1733 (520 amino acids)
Biological process (GO): monoatomic ion transmembrane transport
Cellular component (GO): postsynaptic membrane
Molecular function (GO): transmembrane signaling receptor activity; acetylcholine-gated monoatomic cation-selective channel activity
Source: RefSeq, a predicted model, not a curated record